UGCAGCGAGAGGCGUUGUGCACGGACCACGGUAUAGAAAGGGCAAAACCCGAACCUGAAUCUACCUUUCUUCUCACUCUCACCUGAACGACGCUGUCUUCAUUCUCUCUCAUUGUUCUCUAAUGGCAUCCACACUAUCAUCAGCCAGUGCUGACAAUCUUGACCUUCAAGAAGUUGUUUCUAAAGGCUCAUUAGAUUUUGAUGAAUGGAUCUUACUGAUUUCAGAGAUCGAGAAACUAUAUCCUGAUGAUGCGGACAAAAUAUGUUUGGUGUAUAACCAUUUCUUGUCCAAAUUUCCUUUGUGUUAUGGGUAUUGGAGGAAGUAUGCUGCCCACAUGGCAAGCUUAUGCACCACUGAUAAGGUUGUUGAAGUAUUUGAAAAAGCUGUAUUAGCAGCAACAUAUUCAGUGGGCAUGUGGGUUGAUUACUGUAGCUUUGGCGUGUCAGCUUUUGAGGACCCAUCUGAUAUUCGGAGAUUGUUUAAGAGAGCCAUUUCCUUUGUUGGGAAGGACUACUUAUGUCAUAUCUUGUGGGACAAGUAUAUUCACUUUGAGUUUUCCCAGCAGCAGUGGAUUUCUCUUGCUCACAUUUAUAUCCAAACUCUAAAGUUCCCAACAAAAAAGUUGCAUCAGUAUUAUGAUAGGCUCUGAAGUCAUACCUUGUAAUAACUCUUAAGCCCAUCUUCUUGUGCUCCUUUUCCCUCUUUGCUUGUGGGUUAUUCUUGAAGUUGAUAGCUUGUAUUGUUAUGAGGUAUGAAAUAUAAUGGGUUAUGUUUACAAAUUUGACGACAGCUUAUCUGAUAGAGUGGGCUACAGAUAGAGAGAAUACUAGUAAGGAGAUAGCUUUCAAUUUUAUCCCCCAGUUUGAGUGAGGGAGUUUGCUAUGUUACCGUUGGUGAGCCUUACACAUUGUCUGGUAAAACCCAGCUAAUUAUUUAUUUUUUGUUAUAGACAUAUGCUUGAAUGCCUUGUAGCUGUAGGGUAGUGCACUAGUGCUAUUAGAUAUGUUCCAUUAUUUCUACAACAAGGAUAUACGAAAGUAUGAACUAUAUUAAAAGGCAUUUUAUAUUCCCGAGGCCCUGUGGUGAUUGUUGUGAAUUAUCUAUAUAAAGUGGUGGAUUAAUUAUAUAUUUGAGAAUUAUGUUAAGUUUAUUUUGCAACUUAAUAAUACUUUUCUUAUACCUUGGGUGGUUGGGUAAUAGUUGUUGAGAAUUUCUGAUGCAUGACUUGGGUGAGCCUAAUGGUCUUUGUUAGUCAUUACAGUGAGCCCUGAUUCAGGCCAUGACAUCUGUUUCACAGUAUGUUUUGUAGUUUUGAUUCUUCUGAUUACCUAAAUUUAGAGUUUUAAAAAUCGGUUUAGACAGGCUAGUAGUUUAGCAGGUUUGAGCUAUUUAUUGGGUUGGACAUGUUGAGCUUAGGAGAGCUUGAAGCUUAAAGGAGUUUUGAUGAUCACAAUGUGUGUGUACAACAACAACU
This is a messenger RNA of Cajanus cajan (pigeon pea), 1474 nucleotides long. The record is from RefSeq and is a predicted model, not a curated record. Lineage: Eukaryota; Viridiplantae; Streptophyta; Magnoliopsida; Fabales; Fabaceae.